This is a messenger RNA of Mesorhabditis belari, 1140 nucleotides long. The record is from the annotation of a GenBank genome assembly. NCBI's taxonomy places the organism in Eukaryota, Metazoa, Nematoda, Chromadorea, Rhabditida, Rhabditidae.
AUGCGGAUAUUACCUUGCAAUCAAUUGUGCCAAGCGACUUUGUGUGUGAUGGGUUCACGGUUAGAGGCAAAAAUCGAGAAAUGUUUGGAAGUCGGGGAGUUCUACGAGGCGCACCAAAUCUACCGGACGCUCUACUAUCGGCUCUCAAACGCAAAGAAAUACGAGGAACUUCUGAGUUUGUUGGCUAAUGGCACCGAAAACAUGAUGAAAGCAAAUCAGGCAACAAGUGCAAUCGAUUUGGCCGAGCUUUACGCGGAUUCACUUCUUGUAUCAAAGGCAACGGCAGGAGAAACAACACUUUCAACUAUUGCAAAGAUUUUCUCUAUUUUGCCUUCUCAUUUUGGUGAUAGUGAUGGUGAAAAGCAUCCACAGGAAGACAAGAGGACGAAAUUUGUUUCGAAGCUGAUUACUUGGUCUCAAAGCAUUGCAACAACAAAGUGGGAAACGAAAAGAGGACUAACGGCUCUACACGCACGUCUUGGUGCAGUUCUACGCAAUGAAGGAUCCCUCGAAGCUGCCAGGAAGCAUUAUCUACUUGCUGACAAACCUGAGGAAAUGGCUUCAUUGGUAGUACAACUGCAAACGACUGAGGGUUACUCAUCGGAAAUCGAUCUCUUCCCUGUUUUGGUUGCAUUCCAGUUGAUUUGUCUUCGACGAGUACGUGUUGCGGGUCUUUUCCUCUCUGAAUAUUGCAGAAUUCAUCCAAAGAUCGCGUCUACCGCUCAACCAUAUCCAUUCCCGUUGUUGAACUAUGCUACAUUCCUUAUUCAGGCUAUUCCUAAGCACAACACGUCACACUUCGCAAUACUCCUCGAGAAAUACGAGCCAGCAAUUAUGAGUGAACCCGGCUUCCGGCUAUAUAUUGACAAGAUCGGUCAAAUGUACUUUGGUCUGCCACCUCCUCGUGCAGCUGGUCCCGGUGGCCUUUUAGGCAAUUUGUUUAAAGGACUCCUCGGCGAACCAGCUGAGAAGAAAGACGAUUCGGAAGAUGAGGAUGAGUAUUGUGCUGAACCAAUGGAGGAGGAUGAUUAUGACACAGCACCAGAAGAUGAAUCAAAGACCGUCCAAAAGUCAUCGACUUCUCGAAAGCCGCCACCAAGUGCAGCCUCAAAGAUGCAAGACAACUACGAUGACCUCGAU